AAAAAACUAUGGCUUCUUGUUUAUUACAAUUACUAUAUAUAAACGAGUAAGUUGCGCAUUGCUUAACCCUCGCGUUGUUCCCUCUCCGACCGGAAUAGCCUGUGAAUCUGUAAUAGAUAGGCAUUCGACUGUUACGACUUCUACAAAUUUGGCAUCGGCGUCUUUAUCUUUUGACGCAAAAUCAUCUGUGCAGAAGUUUACGAGCCAUUAUCUGUGUUAGAGGCAAUUAUCUGUGUUAGAGGCCAUUGAUUUCCAAUCAAUAUGGUGCACCCCUUAAUUUUUGAAGGCUUUCCCAAUCAGUAGCUUUUCUCCUCAGCUUUUUCACCCCAUUGAAGAUUUAGAAGGGUUUUGAGCAAUGUUUAUCGCGGCCGUCCUGGCGAAUCUGAUCGUGGCAGGUUUUGCUCUUCAGAAUUUGCGUGUGUUGGGACCAGGCCUCAAUCCCUUCGCCAUGCCCAAGUAGUUAUUUUCUAUAACCUGUUUGAAAGAAAUCAGAUAAUGUAAACACACACCCAUUCUGGCUUUGGUUUUCUACAUUUCAUUAAGUACCUGGGCAAGGGUUUCCUUCCAUCCGCGUUCUUUAUUGGAGGGCAACAUCGACAGACACUUUGCCUUGGAGGAGAUUAGGGUUUGAAGAAGUUAAAUUUUGAUCCUCUUUUUAAUUUGGGUUUUUCUGGUGAGAAAAUACCAUUUUGCUGAAUCGAAUUUGGGUUGGGAGUAUCAUGCCUCAAGAAAGGCAGUUUUCAUUUCGAAGGUUGACACGCAGGCGAUCGAUGCCCAAUCCGCAUGAAAUAGAUGACAGGGGUUGGGCUCCUCUUCAUAUUGGAGCUCGUAAAGGCGAUUUGAAAUUGGUGAGGCAUCUAUUGGAUGAAGGAGCAGAUGUAAAUGUAGUCUCAUUGGGCCCCAAAUCACCUGGGGCUACUCCUCUACACCUGGCAGCUAUCGGUGGGCAUUUGAAGGUGAUGGAUGAACUACUUGAACGAGGUGCUAACAUUGAUGCUCGUACAAAGGGUGGUUGUGGAUGGACUCCUCUGCACAAUGCAGCAAAAGAGAAGAAUAAGAAGGCUAUUGAAUUUUUGAUUGAGAAUGGGGCUUUUCUGCCUCCUGAUAUGAAUGACAGGAGAUUCAAUCCUGACCUGCAUUACUGUGCAGGACUUGAAUGGGCUUAUGAGAUCAAAUCGCAAAGGGAAUCCAGUACUUCUGCAAGUGAGGGAACUUGCAGCGAGGGAACUAUUUCAGGAGGCUAGUAACAAUCUAGAUAUCUCAUAUGGACUGCCCCAGAUUGUACUGUGAUCUGCGUGAUUUUCUUUCUUAAAAGGUUCAUGUUGUUGAAACUUCGGAACAUGUGGCACUGCAGUCUCAUAUCUACAUAUUAUACUUGCCAAGUACUAUGAAAGAGACAAAUCAGUAUUUUGUGUUGUAAUAAUUCUUGUUGAAGUUUGGAUUGUUUGAUGAAAACUGUGUGUUUUCUGGCAGACUAUUAAUGAUCUUAUCCUAAUAGACUAAUACUAUGGAGAGAUCCAGUCUUUGUUGUCUCUGUGACUAAUGAACGAAACAAUUACUUGUUGGUACUA
Molecule: messenger RNA, 1571 nt
Organism: Cryptomeria japonica (Japanese cedar)
Lineage: Eukaryota; Viridiplantae; Streptophyta; Pinopsida; Cupressales; Cupressaceae
Product: phytochrome-interacting ankyrin-repeat protein 2
Exons: 3
Coding region: 720-1244 (174 amino acids)
Molecular function (GO): protein binding
Source: RefSeq, a predicted model, not a curated record